Periophthalmus magnuspinnatus is the source of this 1849-nucleotide messenger RNA. It is a transcript of the gene stk32a, whose product is annotated as serine/threonine kinase 32A. Gene Ontology annotation, biological process: regulation of signal transduction; protein phosphorylation; G protein-coupled receptor signaling pathway. The coding region runs from base 324 to 1544 and encodes 406 amino acids. The record is from RefSeq and is a predicted model, not a curated record. Gene Ontology annotation, molecular function: G protein-coupled receptor binding; ATP binding; G protein-coupled receptor kinase activity. Lineage: Eukaryota; Metazoa; Chordata; Actinopteri; Gobiiformes; Gobiidae. The transcript has 12 exons.
ACACACUCAGUUAACAUCGGGUUUGACGACCGAUCGCUCCAUCUCUGCUCCUCUAAAAACCCCGCUCUGCUCUACCGCCUUUAGUACUACUACUACUACUACUACUACUACUACUACUACUACUACUACCCCUCCUCCUCCUCCUCCUCCUGCAUGUGUGGGGGUGAUGUGUGUGGAGGUGCAGCCCUUGUGAAGCUCUGUGGGGACACGUGAGGAGGCGGAGGACAGGAGUGGAUGUCUCUGUGAUCAGGACAUGAAACUGUCCCACCAGAGGAAGAGGGACCAGAACUAAAGGACCUGAGGCAGAAACAGGAGCCGCCGCCAUGGGCAUCGGACAGUCCAGCAAGCCCCCGGUCACGGACCAGACGGACGAGGUGAACUUCGACCACUUUCAGAUCCUGCGGGCGAUUGGGAAAGGAAGCUUCGGAAAAGUUUGUAUAGUCCAGAAGAAAGACACCAAGAAGAUGUACGCCAUGAAGUACAUGAACAAGCUCAAGUGUGUGGAGAGGAACGAGGUGAGGAACGUCCUGAAGGAGCUCCAGAUCAUGCAGAACCUGGAGCAUCCUUUCCUCGUCAACUUCUGGUACUCGUUCCAGGACGAGGAGGACAUGUUCAUGGUGGUGGACCUUCUUCUGGGAGGAGACCUGAGGUACCACCUGCAGCAGAACGUGCACUUCUCCGAGAGUACUGUCAAACUGUACGUGUCUGAGCUGGCCCUGGCUCUGGGAUACCUGCGCACCAAGAGGAUCAUCCACAGAGACAUCAAACCUGACAACAUCCUGCUGGACGAACACGGCCACGUGCAUCUAACAGACUUCAACAUCGCUGCUAUCGUAAAAGACGACCUCAAAGCAACAUCCAUCGCAGGAACCAAGCCAUAUAUGGCCCCGGAGCUGUUCCAGACGUUCGAGGGUUCUCAUCCAGGGUACUCUUUCUCCGUGGACUGGUGGUCUCUGGGCAUCACCGCCUACGAACUGCUACGCGGACAGAGACCAUAUGUGAUGAGGUCCAACACUCCGGCCAGUGAGAUCCUUCAGACCUUCCACAAAGUCCACCCCAGUUACCCGGCCGCCUGGUCCCUGGAGAUGAAGUCCCUGCUCAGAAAGCUGCUGUGCGUCGACGUGCAGAAGAGGAUUUCGUGUCUGGCCGAGCUGCAGGACCUGGACUACAUGUCGGACGUGAACUGGGACGCGGUGCUCGGGAAACAGCUCCCCCCCGGGUUCAUCCCCAACAAGCGCAGACUAAACUGUGAUCCCACCUUCGAGUUGGAGGAGAUGAUUCUCGAGUCCAAACCGCUGCACAAAAAGAAGAAGCGACUGGCCAGAAAAACCAAGGAGCAAGGGUCAGAUGGAUCUCCUGAGAAUGGACAGUUGCAGCAGCGUCUGGAUAACGUCCAGAGAGACUUCAUCAUCUUCAACAGAGAAAAAUCCAAGAAGACCACGCUCGACUCCGAAUCGUCCGAGCUGUCCAUCACGGAGAAGAACAAGGCCAUAGAGGACGGGCAAAACAACAACGUGGAACCUGCGACUUACGUAUCGGGAUAGGCCUUUGUCCUCCUCGCUCGUCCGCGAAUCCAUCCAUAAACUCGACCUGCUCCCGGACUUUAACAGCACAACCCUGUUCCACCACGCUCCAACGAAAAAAACUCACCGCCACUGGACAGCACUGUGCUUCAACGAAAACCCAAAAACGUCAACAUUUACAAGACGCCCGCGAGUACUCCGAGAACGAAACACAUUUUGGAAAGACUUUCUUGUGUUUCGCCGGUGCUUCUGACUCGAAAACGAAGGACAAAACCAGGCGCGAUGGAGAAAGACGUGUUUGACGGACGUAAAGAACGACACAUCGC